AUGUCACAAAAUACCAAAACAUAUAGAGAUGCAUUUGCACUUUUUGAUAAAAAGGGAACUGGUAAAAUCCCAGUAGAACAUUUAGGAGAUUUAUUAAGAGCAAUAGGACAAAAUCCAACAUUAGCAGAAAUAUCAGAAUUACAAUCUACAAUAAAAGGUUCUGAUUUUAAUUUUGAUCAAUAUCAAGAAAUUAUAAAUCGUCCUGAUGGUUUCAAACCUUUAGGAAAUCCUGAAGAUUAUAUAAAGGGGUUUCAAGUAUUUGAUAAAGAACAAACUGGUUAUAUUGGAGUUGGUGAAUUGAAAUAUAUUUUAACUUCAAUUGGUGAAAAAUUAAGUGAUUCUGAAGUUGAUGAAUUAUUAAAGGGAGUUAAUGUAACAUCUGAUGGUAAUGUUGAUUAUGUUGAAUUUGUCAAAUCUAUAUUAGAUCAAUAG
Molecule: messenger RNA, 432 nt
Organism: Lodderomyces jiufengensis
Lineage: Eukaryota; Fungi; Ascomycota; Pichiomycetes; Serinales; Debaryomycetaceae
Gene: MLC1
Product: Mlc1p
Exons: 2
Coding region: 1-432 (143 amino acids)
Biological process (GO): mitotic actomyosin contractile ring assembly
Cellular component (GO): myosin II complex
Molecular function (GO): calcium ion binding
Source: RefSeq, a predicted model, not a curated record